Nerophis ophidion (straightnose pipefish) is the source of this 2782-nucleotide messenger RNA. RefSeq names its product RIC8 guanine nucleotide exchange factor B (gene ric8b). The record is from RefSeq and is a predicted model, not a curated record. NCBI's taxonomy places the organism in Eukaryota, Metazoa, Chordata, Actinopteri, Syngnathiformes, Syngnathidae. Gene Ontology annotation, molecular function: G-protein alpha-subunit binding; guanyl-nucleotide exchange factor activity. Gene Ontology annotation, cellular component: cytoplasm; plasma membrane. The coding region runs from base 89 to 1711 and encodes 540 amino acids. Gene Ontology annotation, biological process: G protein-coupled receptor signaling pathway. The transcript is spliced from 10 exons.
GCACCAAGCUCUCCUGGCUGCUAGCUAGCGUGGCUAGCCGCGCAGUACUGGAAGAAGCCGAGUCUUAGUUUCUCUCAAAACGGCCGCCAUGGACCUGACUAACGUGUUGUCGCAGCUCGAAAGUGCCGACGGCCAGGACAUCGAGACGCUUCUACGGGAGUAUAACAGAGAGAACAGCCGCACCUUCACUUUCGACCCAAAGGAAGAAUCGCUGCGCAGUAAGCUGUGUCAGAGCGUCCUGGUCGUCCUCGGCAUGAAGGUGCAGCCCAGCUGUCAGAAGACAUGCCUGGAGACACUCCGCAUCCUCUCCAGGGACAAGUGUGUCCUGGCACCUAUAGCCACCCGGGACGGCGUGCUGACUCUGGCCAGGAUGGCUCGACUGAACGCCGGAGAGAUGGCGGGUGACGAGCAGGGGCGGCCGGAGGAAAGCACUCAAUCGGAAGAGGAGGAGAGCGUGGUGGUGGAAGCCUUGAAGUGCCUGUCCAAUGUGGUGUACAACAGUCCCGCCGCUCAGCAGGUGAGCGUGGACGUCAAGCUGGCCCACGGCCUGUGCGCCAAACUGCGCGCCUCCUCCGCCUGUCCCCACGAGGUGGGCCUCUUCACCCUGCGCAUCCUCUUCCUGCUGUCGGCCCUGAAGGCGGACCUGAGUGAGCAGCUGCGGAAAGAGGGGCAGGCGGUGAAGCUGCUCACGGAGGUGCUGGAGCGCACCCUGGGCGUGAGCUGGGAAGGCCCCUACGAGGUGGCCCGUCCGGAUCCUCAGGCUACGCCCCUGCCCGCAGAGGACAAUGAGCGAGUCAUGGAGGCGCUCAAAGCCCUCUUCAACCUGACCGUGUCGUCUGGGGGUAAGGAGGAGGAGCACCAGUACAGACUCAUCACCGCCAUCCUGCGCCACCUGUUGAUGUUAAGGACUGUGAAAGAGGAGAAAACAGAGGAAGUACACAGCCACACCAUCAACGUGCUGAGCAACCUGCCCGUGCCCUGCAUGGACGUACUCAUCGACCUGCCCGUACAAGGAGGAGUAGAGGCGUACGGCGGCAAAAACAUGGACGCCAUACAAGUGUUACUGGACUUCAUGGAGAAACGCAUAGACAAGGGCUCCAACUACAUAGAGGGGCUCACUCCGGUGCUCACCCUGCUAACUGAAGCAUCCAGACACCACAGAGAGAUCCGCAGAUAUGUCAAAGCUCAGGUGCUUCCGCCACUCAAAGACGUCAAGACCAGGCCUGAGGUGGGCACCACCACCAGGAACAAGCUGGUCCGUCUCAUGACUCACGUGGAGAUGGCAGUCAAGCUGGCGGCUGCAGAGUUCCUCUUUGUUUUGUGUAAAGAGAGUGUGGACAAACUGUGUAAGUACACGGGCUACGGACAUGCAGCCGGAAUCCUUCUGAAUAAAGGGCUGCUCGGAGGAGGAAGAGGAGAGACGGAGUACUCGGACGAUGAAGACACCGACACAGAAGAGUACAAAACUGCCAAACCUUUCAUCAACCCCAUCACUGGUCAUGUGGAAGAGCCCAUGCCCAACCCCAUGGACGAGAUGACCGAGGAGCAGAAGGAGUACGAAGCCCAAAAGCUUGCCACAUUGCUGAACAAGUUGUCAGGGCAGCGCCUGAUCCGUCCCAUGGGCGUCAAGCGAGACGGCACGUUAGCGCCCCUCGAAGAAACCCUCCAUGUCCCGCAUGAAGAGCACACCUCCGGUUCGGACACUGACUAGUAAGAGCACUUUGCUUCAUGCCCACAUUUUGAGGUGGGGGUGGUGGAGAAAACACAAAACACCCCCGCCCUGCUACCAAAGCUUUGUCACACUUCAAGUGCUGGAUCUUUCAGACAAGGUGGGUUUUUUUUAAUUAGAUGACGCAGUUGAGCUGAACAAGGGUCUCUUCCCAAAUGUUGAUUUCUCAAUGGACACUUACUUGGUUUUAAAGACAAUUUUUACUCGCCUCGACAUUUUUUUUUUUUCCGUUUCAAAAUAAUCCCACUUUUUCCACAAAACGGAGCAACGUCGGGAAUAUCACGACUCAAUCGGAAUGUUCCGUGCUCGCCCGUAGGCUGACCGCCAUCACGGAGGGCGCGGGGUCGCACAUACUUUAUUUAUUUAUCCCGCAAUGAAAACAAUUUAUUUAUUUCUCCCACAAUGGGGAAGCAACAUCGUUUCUGUAAAUUGCUAUUAGUCCCAAAAUUGAGGAUUUUUUUUUUUCAAAAGGACAUUUCCACGAGGCUUAGUGUGACUUGUGCAAGCUGGGCGGGGGUUCCAGCCACAGCUAGCGUCCCCCCUCCAUUCCCCCCACUCUCGGGCUCGGCCGUGACUCAUAGCGGUUUUUAAGACGGACUUCGCCGAAGCCUCACUUUUGCACCUUUCAUUCGACACAUUCCUAAGUUAGUGGUUUCUUCAACAACCGUCGUCCGGCCAUGUUAGAUUGCGUACACACCACGCGUUAAUACAAGUGGGACAAAGGUAUGGUGUUUUGUCAUCAAGCAGCAUCACCGCGUGAGCCGUAUGUUGGAGCUGUGAAAAAAAUGAUAUAGAAGUAACAGAAAACACUUUAGGCCAUGAAGUUUGAGGAUAAUACAACCACUUAUUAAAUCCAAAGGCCUAAAACACUGUUCUACAUUCCUUCCUCCUUCAGUUCAUACUGCAUGUCAUUUAGCGCUCUGUAUUUGGUAAGUACUUGAUGUCUUUUCAGGGGGGGGGGGGAAUGUGUUCCUUUUGCACUUUGACAUAAUGUAAUUGUCACUGUAUUUAUGUAGUGAAGUUAUCACCGGGGGGGGGAGAGUACAAUAAAGU